This is a messenger RNA of Psammomys obesus (fat sand rat), 958 nucleotides long. It is a transcript of the gene Elof1, whose product is annotated as elongation factor 1. Gene Ontology annotation, molecular function: RNA polymerase II complex binding. The transcript is spliced from 4 exons. NCBI's taxonomy places the organism in Eukaryota, Metazoa, Chordata, Mammalia, Rodentia, Muridae. Gene Ontology annotation, biological process: transcription elongation by RNA polymerase II. Gene Ontology annotation, cellular component: transcription elongation factor complex. The record is from RefSeq and is a predicted model, not a curated record. The coding region runs from base 100 to 351 and encodes 83 amino acids.
CUGUUUCCGCUUCCGCCAGGGGCCGGAAGUUAGCGUCUCCCGGGUGAAGCGGCCUUAGCUGCAAGGCAGAGCUGGGACAGGUUUCAUCCCCUUGCAGCCAUGGGACGAAGGAAGUCCAAGCGGAAGCCACCCCCCAAGAAGAAGAUGACAGGCACCCUGGAGACACAGUUCACUUGCCCCUUCUGCAACCACGAGAAGUCCUGUGAUGUGAAAAUGGACCGUGCUCGCAACACUGGAGUCAUCUCCUGCACCGUGUGCCUAGAGGAAUUCCAGACCCCCAUCACAUAUCUGUCAGAACCAGUGGAUGUGUAUAGCGACUGGAUAGACGCCUGCGAGGCAGCCAAUCAGUAGCGAUGUCAAGGACCUGCCCCUCCGCAGCCCCCGACCUGGGCACCAAUCCAGAGACAUUCCAGGGCUCCAGGGUGUAGGUCCAGGGCUGUGAUGGCCCUCCCUCUGUGUAUAUGGAGUGGAUAUGAAUGAGUAGCCGUGUGUGUGGCUGCAGAUACGGCAGUAGGGGUGGCCCUGACUGCUUGCAGGUAGGGUGGAGGUGAGCCUCGCUGGGCCCCACAGCGCAGCGCUGGUGGCACUACAGAACCUCAUGCCUCACAUGACUCUGAAAGCCUCCAAGUUGCCCCUUUCUUAGCCCCACCCCUGCCCCAAACUUUAGAUUUCUGUCUUCUCUGGUGACAGUUUCCUGACAUCCCAGGCAGGGACUAGCUGAGGGACCUCCUCAGCCACCUCACCAGCACCUUGCCCUUGGGGAACUGGACUUUGUCCUUCCCAGCCUCAUCGUGCCUGUGGCCUAGGAGUCAAGGCAACUGACCUCCCCGGUGUUUGGCUGGGCUUUGCCAGGAAGCACCCUUUGCCUCUUCGUUUGCUUUUGUAGAAAAGGUAGGGGCUGGUUGGGGUACAGCUGUCACUCACAAGCCUGUCAAUAAAGCAGCCAGUGCAUACCAUG